Messenger RNA from Podarcis lilfordi (Lilford's wall lizard), 32215 nucleotides. Lineage: Eukaryota; Metazoa; Chordata; Lepidosauria; Squamata; Lacertidae. The record is from the annotation of a GenBank genome assembly.
AUGUCUUGGAAAGGAAAAGUGGCUUUCUCUAGAAAUCUCUUAAGUGCUGUCUAAUAAUAGUGACUUUGAUCUCAUUUCAGAGCGCUGACCCAGGAUCUAUGGUCCUCUGAGUUCAUCGAACUAUUUCCAAGCCAAACAGCUUUUGGCUCCAGUGGUAUCUAUAUUCAUGGGUAGGGAGUCUCCUUUUUUCAAGCCAUGCUUUAAUUAGUUCUUUGCAUAUGCAAAUAGGUUCUAAGUCACUUAAGCAGCAUACUUGAUAGAAAUUUCCAUUUUUGAACAAGGUCAGCUGGUACCUUCCAAUUGUCCAGUGACUCCUGAUUAUAAUGCAAACAUUCACCCCCGCCCCAUGAUAUUCCUCCAAUUAAAGUUAGCUUUAGGCAAUUGUUCUAAGUAGACUCUAAGCUGCUAAGAGAGACUGUCAGAGAGACCUUAUUGAAAGAAUAUUUGGCUCAUGGAAACAUUUUGUUUAAAAUUAUUGUCCUUAUUUUUUAAUAAGACCUUUGCCUGUUGUUUCUAAUCCUGAAAUAGUCACCUCAUGUUGUUUUGGCUGCCCUACAUAUGCGCAGUAAGCUCAUCCUAGCUCUGCUGUAAACAUAUCUGGUUUUUUGUACCAGUGUUAAGUAUCAUGGCUUCACCUAAGGAAUCCUGGGAAUUAGUUUGGUGAGGGUGCUGAUAAUUCAGUGUUAGAUGGCCCUCACGCUUGCAAAACUACAGUUCCCUGGGAACGGGGAAUGGCUAUGGCUGUUGUUGUCAUCUUGCAAAGUGUCUUUUAGCACCUUAAAGGCUAAUCUGUGUUCAUACAUCUGAUAAAGUGGAUUCCAGUCCAUGAAAGUUUAUGCCAUAAUAAUUUUGCUAAAUGAAUACAAAAUUUAAAGGCUUGCAAUCUAACAGCCAUGAUUUAAAAGGGAAAGGGGAAAGCAAAGGAAGCUAAUUCAGUUACCAGUUCUUGCAAGUUACUUAGCCUCAGCAGUAUCACCUGAUGUGGACAGGUGGGCCUUCCUGUCUUUAAGUAGAAAUACACACCCACAACCCAGCUGCCCUUAGUCCCCUGGCUGAUGCAGAGGACAGAAUAUGCUUCAACUUCAGCUGGAGAUGAUUGUCCUUUUCUGGUAGGGAGAGGGCAAGCUAGUGCCUUGUAUCUGCUGCCUGUCUGACCUUCCCCUUGCGGUGAGCUUCUUUCAAGGAGGCAAGAGGCCUGACCAUGGACCAUUAAACCAAUUUAAGUCCUUGCCUUCAGUAGCAAGCCCAAAUUGCCAAAGACAUGAUGCCAUCGCCCAAUGGUAAGUGCUUGGGAAACUGUUCAACUAAAAUGAAAGAACUUUUUUUUUGUAAUUUCCCCUUUCUUUUCAUUUCAUGUGUGCUAUAUGAUUGCCUUGAGCAAUAGAGUCAUUAGGAUUGUUGCCGAGACAACAUUAGGAGUGUUGCAGAAAAUGUUGCAGACACUUUCGCUAUUGCCAGUUUGAGAGUAACUCAGAAGUGCUUUCUAGUGUACGUUGUAGUUUUGGAAUCAGGGUAAGAGCUUCAACAAGCACAGAAGGAGGGAAGGAGUGACCAGCUGGAAGAGAUGCCCUGCUGACCAUCAGUUGCUAAAUCAUGCAACUGCUUUCUGGUGUGUCCAUCUGCAUAUCCAGGCUUAUUUGUUUUCCCACCUCUGGUACUAUCUGAUUUGAGUUUAGAAAAAUAUACACCUAAUGAAUUUAUCUGGUGCAAAACUCAAAGGUGUUGCCAAAUUUGCAGUGAGGAUUUUUGCUUCUAGUGGGAAUGUAUUUUGCUUCUUUUAUUCCUAGCUUGUGAUGAGUUCAAACCAGUCCCUGAUUCAAAGAACUGUGGGAUACAGUGUUAUUAAGCAGAUGCAAACAAGGUGUUAAAGGGCUUCAUGAAAGUCAGUCAGAAUUUUGCAGUCUGUUUUUGCAUCUACUUACUUGGAUUCUCCGAGGUCUCUGAAAAAUUUCCAUUGAUUAAAGGAUUUCUCUAGUGCCUAGCAGCAGCUCAAAUGCAGUCAGCAAGAUUUUAGUGCUGGGAAUUCCUGAAUUAAAAGUUUAAAACGUGCAAAUUACCGGUUAUUAAAAUAUAGCAAAAUCAUUCAAAAAUAUUGUGACCAUCAUCAGCAUUUUUGCAUGAUGAAAAUGAGAGGUUGACUCAUCCUAUAGGAGGUUUAGGUUUUGAUUUUUGAAGUUCAAAAAUUGAAUUAGUCUCCACUUUAGGUUUAAUCCAAAGUUGCUUGCAAUGUGUAAUAUCCUGUGAAAGCAAAAUACAGUGAAUAAUUUCUAAAGCAAUCUCCUUGCACAUCAAAUUAAACUUUCCCUGUGUGCCCCUUGAGGCCCCUGCAUAACUUGUUUUCAUCUCGGCUCAUCUUUGACUUCCGUGCUGAUUCUCAUCAUUCCUUUUAUUCUUCUCUUGCUGCUUUGCAACCAUUUGCAGGCUGUUUGGAAAUCUUGGGUUUUGCUCUUUUUCCACAAAAACAAAUUUCCAGCAGUGUAGCCCUGUUAGUCUGUUGCAGCAAAAACAACAGACUUGUGGCAGCUUAAAGGCUCUCUGGUCUAAUCACUAUUAAUUAUUGUUAUAUUGAAAUAAUUAUAAUAUUAUAAUGAGUGAAUUCACUGCUCAAGUACGGAUUCUUUGGUCACCACAAACAGCCCCAUUUCUGCACAAAAGGGAGGCAGCAGGGGAACAUCAAGGCUUUAGAGGGUACACAAAAAGGUACUGGUCCAGAGUUGCAAUCCUAGGUACCCUCAUUUUGGAGAUAGACCCACUGAACGUGCCCUGCUGAACAUACAUAGAGCAGUGGAAACCUAAGCAAUAUGGGUAUCUGUUUCUUGCUCCAUCUAGGGAUUUUGUAUCUGUGGCUAGCUUAAAAUCUCUGCCCUUAAAUCCAUAGAUCCUUGGGCAUUAGUCAUCAUUACUCUAAACUACCCUUUUCGAUCUCCACAAGAUGAUUAUGUUCUAGCUAUAAAAAUCAGUGUCUCAGGGGAGCUGAGGGUUUCAUUACCCAGCAAACAUUCUGAUCUUUCUGUUCAUUGAAUCUGCGGGGUAGCAUAGCUUCCCCCACCCCCUGAAAAAAUAUUUUUCCAGUUUCUUUAUUGUUAAUGAAUUAUUACAAAGACCAACUGGUGGGGAGGGGAGAGUUCAUUUUCUCAGGUACUGGAGUCUCAAUCAAAUGAAUUUGAAAAUGGGUUUUAUGAAUUGGCCUCAGGGUCAAUGGCAAGGGAAGAGUGAUGAUUACAGAUUUUAGACACAUGGAAACCAAUAUUAAAAAAGGAAAUAGUUUCCCACAAGAAAACAGUUCACAAUAUUAGCGUCUCCUGCUGUUAACCCUUUGGCUGUUCAGAGCUAGGCAACCUGCAGUGAGUAAGUUUUGUGACGUUCCUUACCCUAGAUGGCUCUGUCUCUUGUAGAUGGUGGAAUAAGUGCUGUACAUACUUAAAAGAUGGAAUUGGCUACAGCAGGAUUUUGCAAGGGCCACCAGUUUAGAUGUCUUCAAAAGUGAUUAAACAAAUUCAUGGAGGGCUCGGUUACCACUGGCAUUAUAUAUGAUGGCAAUAUGCCAGUGGUGGCGAACCUAUGACACAGGUGCCAGAGUGGGCACGCAGAGCCCUCUCUGUUGGGACGCACCAUCACGCCAGCAGCACUGUUGUUUGGGGUUUUCAAAUUGGGCAGCCGCUUCCCCCCAUGCCACCUCGUGAGUAAACUGCUCGCUCCCCGCUGGCAGCAGCUUAGAGGCAGUUUAUCUCCCCAAAGCAGCUGUAUUCCUGCCUCCCCCCCCCCCCGAGAUUGGUGGGAUUUUUUUGCAGCCAGCAGGUUGUAGUUUGUGUGAUUGGUGGGUUUGUCAAGGGUUUUCUUUGAUUGGUUGGUGCCUGCGAUUCUUGAGACUAUGUGUUGUUUCUGCUCCGCACGCCAGAGAAAGCGUUUAUAAUGCUUGUGAGUGUUUUUCUCCCCCCCCCAAAAAAAAACACCUGUGAUCCAAGCCCCUCAAAAAAGCUCUGGUAGUCUUGGUAAUCCCCCCAAAAACUCUGGGCAAUGCCCCCACAAAAGCUCUAUGUGUUGUUUCUGCUCCGCAUGCCAUAAGAAGCGUUUAUAAUUCAUGCGAGUGUUUUUCUCCGCCCCCCCCCAAAAAAAACUGUGAUCCAAGCCCCCCCCCCCCCAAGAUCUGCAAGUCUUGGCAAUCCUCCCCCCAAAAACUCUGGGCAAUGUGCCCCCCAAAAAGCUCGAGAACUUGGGGCAGCCCCACCCCAGCUCAUUUUAUUACGGUACAGUGGUACCUCAGGUUAAGUAUUUAAUUCGUUCCGGAGGUCUGUUCUUAACCUGAAACUGUUCUUAACCUGAAGCACCACUUUAGCUAAUGGGGCCUCCUGCUGCUGCCACUGGAGCACGAUUUCUGUUCUUAUCCUGAGGCAAAGUUCUUAACCUGAAGCACUAUUUCUGGGUUAGCGGAGUGUGUAACCUGAAGCGUACGUAACCUGAGGUACCACUAUAUAUUAAUUAUUAUCCCAUAUUUAAUUGCCAUGUUUGCACUUUGUGAUAAAUUAGUAGGUUUGGGGUUGCAGUUUGGGCACUCGGUCUCCAAAAGGUUCGCCACCACUGCUAUAUGCUAUCUCCAGACUUCUGAAUACCAGUUCCUGAGAAACUACAUGGGAGAGGGCUGUUGCUCUCACAUCCUGCUUGUGGGCUUUCCAAAGGCAUUUGGAUGACCACUGUAGAAAACAGGAUUCUAGUCUAGAUAGCUCUUUGGUCUAAUCCUGUCAGACUCUUCUUUUGAGCGACAACUUGCUCUUCAUAGUCCUAGCCAGCCUGGUUCUUCCCAUCAACCUGCAGGGUGGAGACCAGUUGAAGAUGUUCUGAGCCAGGGUACUAAAAUUUCAAAUAUUUACUUUCUGGCCAGUUUGCUAAGAGGAAGAACACUUACGGAUCUCUAGCAACAGCUCUAGGAAUAUGUGCUUGGUGAAACAAAUCCAGAUUUAUUUGUUUAUUAAGAGUAUUUUUAUACCACUUUUCAGGAGGACCUUACAAAACUGCUUGCAUUAGGUCAUUACAACAAUAAGCACCCUUAGAAAAGAAGAGAAAAGACAACAUGUUUUCUUAGGAAAAGCUGUCCUUGCUUCUUCUCCCUUCUCCCCAGGGCAAGAUGGUUCUUCAGAUAGACCUGUCUUUCCCCACCUAAAAUAAAAUGUGGUUUGAAUGUUAGGAGCCACAUUCUUGUGGUCAAGAAACCAAGUGUUUUAAUAUUUAUUUUAUUAAUUCAGGUUUUUUUCUGUUUUUUUCUUUAUUUGCCAAGCUAUUAGUUUCCCUGGCUUGUUAGCCUGUUCAAAUUGCUUCUGUUCCAAAUAUUUAAUUUUCCAUUAUGUUUCCUGAUUUAUUAUCAUUGAAUAUUGCGUUUGCAAUAACUUAAUGUCCUAUUUCACUAUCUCUUUUCGUGGGGAAUUUAUUAAUUCUUUUUCUUUUCUUUUGAUUUCUUGUUUUUUCAGCUCUCUUUAUCUUUCUUUGGUACACACCUUACUGUAUAAAAAAGCCCCGCGUUACCACUUUACUCGCUUCCCAAACCACCUGUUCUUUGCUUUUUUGAUGCACUGUCAGCAUAGCCAGAAGCAUUUUCUCUUUUAUUUGUUUAAUUUAUUUUUAAUUGACACCAUUAUAACACACUAUUCUCUUUGCCUUAUUUCCUUUUGAUAAUUUGGCAGAAAGAUAGGGUGGACUCUGCUCCCUUAAAAGCUGCAUGUUUUCUGCACUGCAUAAACGGAAGCACUGUGUUACGGCACCUGGUGUCCUAUGAAGUGUGUGUUUUCCUUUGAAAGUACCCUAAGCAUCAGCCACCUGUGGGUUCUUUGCUUCUAGCCUUUAAUGCCUGACUCAGCUGAGCCAUUGUUAAGCAGGUUGUAAUAAAUAUAGCAUGUCUCUGAGUUCUUUCUCCCUCCUCCGCACCAACAAAAUAAACCUCAUUUUAAAAAAGAUUGCCUUGAAUUCCCUCACUGCUUGGGAGAGGGGUGUGUGUGGAACAGGAUAAUCCCCUUCCUCCUUAAGGCAGGGAUGGGGAAUCAGUGGGCAUCCAGAUGUUGCUGGAUUGACUGUGGUCAAAAGAUUCUGGGAGACAACAACAUCUGGAGUACCACUGCUUCCCCAUUGCUGCCUUAAGUGAUUGAGGAGCUUUGAAGCAAGAUUUGCUUGAGAGUCAAACCUGGUUUUGCAUCCCAAAUAGGAUUUGUGUUAGGUAGCUAAAUGCUUCUCAAACCCCUACAUUUGUGAAUAUGUGGAUUGUCCUUAGUCAGCGACUACAGCUGUCUCUCCCCUAGCCUCAGAGGAGGACAAAAAUCCCAAGCACAGACCAAGCAGGCUGUAUCUCAGGCAUCAGAUAAAAGCCCGUCUUCGAAGAUCCUUUUAUAAAUGUGUGCGCUCAGUUUCCUAAUUAACAGAGUUCCAAGCUUGCUUUUCAAGUCUGUCUUUUCCCAGUAGUGCUGGAUGUCAAAGUGUAAGUAAAGUUGUUGUGUGUGGAGUUUUUUUUUUAAAGGAACUUUUCCAGCAGUUCUUGAUUCAGUAUGACAGAGGGUAGCAGGAGUUCUUCCAUGACAGGCACGGCUGCUGCAUUUCUGAUGCUGCUCCUUUUAGAAGAGAGCUGGUUAGGGUUGCAAUAUUUAUCACAUUUCGCAGUGGCUCCUGUUUUUGUUCUUCCUUGAUACAUCUGCCUUGCUGUUUGACUUUGGGAAACUCAUUUACCCUCUUCAUGCCAUCUGUGAGGUGUCUGAUAAUAAUACCUUCCAUGCAGGGGUGCUGAGAGGCUUAAUUAAUGUUUUCAGAGCAUGGCAUGUGAGCGUUUAUUUUUUAAGAAGCUCUGUGGAAGGGCAGCAAGUGAUUGUCAGUAAAAGGAUAGCAUAUGUCAUGGUGUCCAAUGCUCCCCUGUUUAAGAGUGACUGCUGGAAUGUGUCACCCAGCGAGUGUGGCUUAAAACGGGAAAACCUCCUUAUGUGCCGCUUGGACUCUGAGCUUCUUCCGCAGUGGUUUGGGGGUGAUAGUUGGAAUUUGCAUGAGACAAUUUGAGCCCCUUGUUUCUUCUUAGAAACAGGAAACUAGAAGGGGGAAAAUCAAAUCUAGAACAGAGUCCUGCUUUGGACUUCUGUGAUUCUAAAGUCACAGAAGGCUUUUCAGCGUGUUCGCAUUUUCCUAAACUCCCUGGGACCUCUGAAGUUCCAGGGAUCCCUGUUGGCAGCUGUAUGUUGAUCCUGAACAGCGUUUCUCCCAGAAACAUAUGGACGAUCCCUUUCUCUUUAUCUAAAAAAGAGCUGAUGUCAUUUGAGCAUAAUUUGAAAGAGGUCUCAGAGGAGCCAGAAUGCGGUAUCAAGGGAGCUGGUUCAAUAGUACACCGCAACCUUACCUAGGUUAACAUUUCCAGAUUAGGGAGUCUUUUUUCUUAAGCAUGAAAGAGAGAUCUAUCUCUGGAGAAAAUUCCGCACCAGAUCCUUGUGCACUUCCCUCCUUCCCUCCCUCUUCAUUAUUUUCUUAGCUGGGACAGAAAAUUGCUUGCUCCUUAUCAAUGCUAAGGUCACAUGCCCCCAAUCUGUCAGUGUUAUGGGCCUGGCCAAUCAGAAGCUCUUAGCAGGACUGAUGCAAUGAUGCAAUGGACUGGUAUUAAGCAAGCAUUUCUCCAGGUUGGCUGAUUGCAAGCGCUGUAGGGUGCAGGUGGGGUGCUCAUCCAGAACAGAAUGGUGCUACGGUUGGGCUGAGCAAGGCACUGGGUUGUGUGUGAAUAUAUUUGCAGCAGGGGAAAGAGGUGCCGACUUUGCCUUAUUCUGCCGUCUGGCUGAUUAGCUUAGAAAUUCAAGCAGAGGAGAUAUCAGAAGACCUUUUGAAGUUAAAUUGUCUGGGUUUGCCCUCUUGACUCUUGGGACUAUCAGCCAUAGGAGGGAGGCUGUCAUUUCUGCAUAUCUCAUUCUGCAAUACUCUCGUUUUUUAAUUUAACUCUUCAGUCGCUUUCAGUGCUGGUGUUUUUAGUUCUAGAACAGAAGAUUUUUGCGGCGCAGGGAGCUUUCCUGCAAGGAAACACUACCAACAGACUCAUCUGGCUCUCUUAAUAGAAACAAAGAGGUCACAAAGCUCAUAUAGACUAAUCCCUAACCUAAUCCCCAAACUGGUCUCAUUAGCUUAGCUCUGACUUGAUCAAACUCACCCUCGGGUAUUGUGAAGAUGUGUGUGUGUUUUGAUUCUAGGUAUGGGGCAAGAAUUCAAAGCAGGGUCUAUAACUCUGUGACUGUCCUCUCGCCUGCUUCAGUUGUUCCAAGCAGAAUUUGAAGUGGGCACGUUGCCCAUCUUGAGCAGAGCCAUGCCUCAAUUCUGUUCACGUUCCACAGCCUUUCAGUUACCCUGUGCUGCAAAUCAGUGGAGAGGACAUCUCCAUCAGUGUACAUAAGGGAUGAUUUAAGUGCUGCUGCUGCUGGGGAAACUGCUGGGGGGGGGGGCGAAAGGAGGAGUCAACUCACAUGGGGGAUCCUUAUACUUGCAGACUGGAAUAUCCACCCCAUUGUACUUUUUGUGGGGCAGAGUUGUUUGAUCACCUUUUAAAAGCUGAAGAGCUUUUACAAGUAUUUAAAAUGAACAUUCACUGGAAAAAGUGAUAGUUUUGAGCCUAACAUUGGAGGCAGGGGGUGUUCACACACCCCUAGAUUUUGUCUCUUUUCUUACUCAAAUCUUAAAAUGCAGGUAGGGGAAAAUAUACCAGGUGAAAUAAUCCAUCAUAUCUGCCCCAUGCAAGAUACUUAAAAUGCACCCAUAGUAAGCCAGUCAGUCAGUCUCUUUCCCUUCCUCACUCCCCCCCCCCCCCCGGUGUCCAUAGAUGAGUGUUUCUGUUAUGCCAUACUAACUAGGGAUGGGGGAUAAAUUAAAUUCAAUCCACAUUUAAAGCCAAAUCUAUCAAAUUUGCACUUUCUGAAACACCACAAGAACCGAAACACAGGAAUCCUUCAAAAUUUACACUUUCCCAAAUUCUGUGAUGCAGUUCUCCAGCCAGUGUUCACAAAAAUGCAUAUCUUAGGGGAAAGGGUGCAUAAAAACAAACAUAUAAAAAUGCAUUAAGAUUGGAUUGUGUUGCUUGUUAAAAUGUGUACGUUAGUCAAAGCUGCAUGCAAACAUUUGUUCCUUAGGAGAAAUUCACACUGAAAGGAGGAUUUUUUUUAAACCCACACAAUUUCAAAUUGCUGGAGGAAUGUGGAGAACUGAAUUUACCAUUGGAAAAAUGAGAAACUGAGAAAACUGAAACUGGCAGCUCCUCCCAUCCUAAUAUUUACCCAGCUCAUCUUCAUCUGCAAAGGCAGGGUAGGAGCCAGGAGAGGAAGAGAGGGUUUUAGCAGGAGCUGGAAAGAAGACAAAGGGGUGGGGGGGGGGGAGGUAGCAAAAAGCAUGUUGAAGCAGGAGGGCUCCAAAGGGAUGGAAAUAGGAGGGAGGGAGGGAGAGCUGGCAUCCAAGAGGGACCCAGAAGCCUUAGAUAGGAUGUAGGUUUGAGUGCUCAGGCGAGUGAAGGGAUAAGAACGCAAACUGCCUUCCACUGGUGCAGUGAGAGGGAGGAGAAUGAUGCAUUACCCAGGAGAUACAGGGAAACGAAAUGGGAAGGCAUAUCCUGAAGCACUUUCUGUACAUGAUGACAUCUGGUAAAUGUGAGUGAUGCAAAGUUGCUUCACUGUGCUAAUGACAUUGUUAGUGCUUCUAGUCGAGUGGGUCUUUCUGUUCUUGUGCAAAUGGCAAGAGUACUCAAAAGCUGCCUUACGUUUUUGCAGCCUCUUUACUUCUGCAAUCGCUUCUGCAAGUGCAGGUGCAGGUGCACCCAUUCUUUUUUUCAAAAAGCAACAUCCCAGCACCUUCCUCAUCAAACAACGCUGCUCUCAGAAAUAGCAGAGCCCUUUGAACACCAGGCUAUCCGUCUCUAUGACUCACUUCUACAAAGCUGCCUGCAUCUUCUAGAACUGAAUUAUUACUACAACAAUUAAAUGACAGGCUGCAUGUUAAUGCACACAGAGGUAGCCAGUGUGGUGAGGGGGCAGCACACUGAAAUUGGACCAGAAGGUCAAGAUUUUGGUUUUCACCUUAGUUACUGAUUCAUCAAUUUGUAUAAGAUACAGUGGUACCUUGGGUUACAGACGCUUCAGGUUACAGACUCCGCUAACCCAGAAAUAGUACCUCAGGUUAAAAACUUUGCUUCAGGAUGAGAACAGAAAUCAUGCUCCGGUGGUGCAGCGCAGCGGCAGCAGGAGGCCCCAUUAGCUAAAGUGGUACCUCAGGUUAAGAACAGUUUCAGGUUAAGAACAGACCUCCGGAACAAAUUAAGUUCUUAACCUGAUGUACCACUAUAUUCCUGCAGCAGAUCUGAGUUUUCAAGUGGUAAAAUUUCAGGUUUGCAAAAUGGCGAUAGGACAACACUCUCUUAUCAGUGGUGUGUGAAAGUACAAAGGUGAUUUAAGCCCUACUUGUGGGGAAACUGCUGCAGUGGUGGGGUGAGUCCACCCACAUAAGGGACCCUGAUGUUGCGAGGGUGUUCCCCCCACCCCACCACGGGCUGAUAGAUUUAUGAUGAUUGCUUGUUGGUAGCGAAUGCUUGGUGGCAUUUCGACAGACCAAAUUAACUGCAUGAUUAUAUGUGCAGGAAACCCAUUAUGGAAACCAGAAAAGGUUACAGCUGGGGAGGUGGUUAUGGGCAGGUGAGCUUUCUUUAAUCAAGGCAUUUUCUGCUGCAGUUUGCUUGGUUUUACAUUCCCAAGCUCACUUUCCGAAGUGAGCAAAACUGGUGCCUGCCUUAUGACAAGCAUUUUGUUUCCAGCACCACAUUUCUUUAAUUUGAUUGUGAUGAAUGUCUCUGGCCCAAUUUCAUUUUUCAAAUACGUCUUUCUCCCCCCAUUCCUUGUGACAGGCCAGUUUAUAAUAAUUGAGGUUAUGAGAUGUUCUUCCACCACCUUCCCCAACUGCAGGAGUGAGGGGGGAGAGAGGAAAGCGCUGCAACAACUUGCAUGUUUAUUGGCAGAGCUGGAGAGUACCAUCUCCACCCCCCUCUCGCCAUCCCCCAAACUCUCAUCUAUUUCACUCAAACACGUACAAGUGAAGAUUGACUUCCAUUUGCUUUUCUGCCGGGGUUAUAAUGACAAUGGCAGCUGUGCUUCGGGGCUCCUUGGAGAGAUUCUCCUGAAAGUCUGGUUUGACACGGCAGGUUCAGACCAGCCACGGCAGACUAUUGCAUCUAAAACUUGCUGGUGCCAGAGGGUGGUAGCAGAGAAGCCUUGUAGCAAAUGAGCUUAGAAAGCCAGUGUGGUGUAGUGGUUAAGAGCGGUAGUCACGUAAUCUGGGGAACCGGGUUCGCGUCUCCGCUCCUCCACAUGCAGCUGCUGGGUGACCUUGGGCCAGUCACACUUCUUUGAAGUCUCUCAGCCCCACUCACCUCACAGAGUGUUUGUUGUGGGGGAGGAAGGGAAAGGAGAAUGUUAGCCGCUUUGAGACUCCUGAAGGGGAGUGAAAGGCGGGAUAUCAAAUCCAAACUCUUCUUCUUCUUCUUCUUCUUCUUCUUCUUCUUCUUCUUCUUCUUCUUCUUCUUCUCCUUCUUCUCCUUCUCCUCCUCCUCCUCCUCCUCCUCCUCCUCCUCCUCCUCCUCCUCCCUGUGUGUCUCAUAUGUUGGAGAGCUUCCACUACAGGUGCAUGCGCAAACUGGUGGCAAAUUCUGCUCUGCAAAUUCCGCAACACAAUCUUGCAACAAGGAAAGCCAAAUUGUGCAUACUAGAAUAUAUUAUGAAAGUGGAAGGAAAUGAGUAUUUUUGAUACUGCAGCUGCAAGAGGGGUUUGCUUUAGCAGAUCCCUUGUUAAUGAAGAAUAGGAAAUAACCAGUCUGGUUACCAGCUGGUUAUCAGCUUUCUGAAAAUUAGAAAUCUUGUACUAUAUGUUCAAUAUAUCUCUCCAGAGUUGUCCACUUAAAAUGCCUGGAUGUGAAUUGCGGCUUCCCUGGGAGUUAAACUGCUUUGGCAGAAGAUGAUAAAUUCCAGCAGGGGUAGCAUGAUGGUAAACUUGUGGCACUUUAAAAAGGAAGUAAUAUAUACCUCUAUAAGGUUUUGAUUGCAAGUGUUCUUUAAAAUAUUCUAAGAAGCAGUGUGCAGAUUGCUGUUAGCUCUGUGGAGGUAGACUACAGUUCCCAGGAUUCUUCAGGGAAAGCCCUGUGCUUCUAAGUGUAUGGUGCAUCCAGUCUGGGUCAAACCUUCCACUCAUCUUGCUCUGUUUCCCUACAUCCUGGUCUGUUGGCUGUAGAUCUCACUCCAGCUCUGGGAAAGUGGCCCUUGGCUCAAAUAACUGCCUGACAGAUAUGCUCAAAUAAAUAUUACCAUUAUCACACACCGGCAAAGACAGGAGGAAUGGAAAAUAAGUUUCUACAGCAGCCUCCAGCAACAUAUAAACAAGGUAUGCAAAGGAGCCCAGCCCCCCGUUUUGGGGUCUUCACGCCCUUGCUGCCACAGCGGGCCUGUUGUCUUCCUAAAUGCAAAAGGUGGGGGAGCCCCCAAGAACAUAAUGAGCAAUAUGCAGCCCUCCCCCUGCUCCAUUUGAGAGGAGGCUGUGUGAUGCAAAGGACCAUUUCCCCACUCCCUGCCAGAAUGCGCAGCCAUUGGGUUGCAGCUAGGGGCAGCAGUGAAUUGCUAUCUCUAGUGUUCAGGCUCUCAGCCCCUGACUCUGGGCUGAUGCCCAGGAAUUAAAUGCUGUUCUGUUUUGCACUGCUGCCGUUUCUGAGCUGAACAGCGCCCGUAUGCUGCAGGUGGUCACUUGCACUGAGCUGGUGGCAAAACUGAUCCUCACAGCAUCUAAGCCCGGGAGACAUAAAACAUACUUUCGAGACUCAUUUGGAAGUAGCCUACAGAUGCAACAACAAGAAGUCCUGUUGAUUCAUAGAAUCACGGAAUUGUAGAGUUGGAAGGGACCCUGAGGAUCAGUUAGUCCAACCCCCUGCAGUGCAGGAAUAUGGAUCAAACCUGCAACCUUGGUAUUAUUGGUACCUCACACUAUCCAACUGAGCUAUCCAGGGUCUUUGCUUUGAGCUGAGAAGAGGAAUUAGAGAACUCCUGCAUUGCAGGGGGUUGAGCUAGAUGACUCUUGAGGUCCCUUCCAGGUCUAUGAUUCUAUGAAAUGCAUUGUUUCCCUUUAAUUUCACUAUCCUGACAGGUCAGUUUCUGGCUUUGAUUGUGAAGGGCAGCAAGCAGCAUGUGUGGUUUGUAGAUCUUCCUGCUCUUUCUCUUCUCCCCCCCCCCCCAUGUCUUUUGGAGUAAAAGAAAAUGCAGGGGUGAUUCAGAAACAGUUCUAUUGAUCACCUCUCUGCUGAUUAUAUUCUCCCGAGUUUAUGAUAUUUAUGAUAUUAUCACAUAUUUGACACUGGCUACCAAUUGGCCUAAUGUACGACCAAUUUUGUGCCAUCUGUACUCAGUCGUCAUGUCAGUUUCAGUGAGUGGAUGUCAGUUACCAUCUGCAGACUCUCGAUGAUACUGCAGACUCUCCCCCCACCCCAUUGCCGUCUUACAGCAUAUUUGCUUUGAUUAUUGAACAUACUUGCUUCUCUGAACGCUCGCACAUUGUGUCUUUGGAGCUGAAUAUCAUCCCACCCUGCUCUUUGAGGUCCUUGGUGUAGAUAUCUAUCCAGCUUUGCCGUGCUGGUAACUAGGUAGAGAUACUGAGUUAUCAGCUCAGCCAAUCUGCCCCCUGCCAGGCCAGGACAGAAUCUGCGAUAGAAGAUGCAUUAAGAAGCACUUCAGCCAAGCAAGUACUUAACUUUAAGCACAUGAUUGGAACUCUUUUUCAUCUAGAGGAUUUGAGCAUGAAUUUAAGUGCUUUGCAGCAUCAGAGCAAGGGAAUCUCAUGCCUGCAACGUACUUUCAAGUGCUAAUACUAGAUCAAGGACACCGGUAUUGAGUUGAUGAUGCUGUCCUUCAUCUCCGCCAUCAGGGCCACCUCCUAAGUUCCUGAGUCAGUCAUCUUCUCUGGCCUAGAAAACAUCCAGCCCUCCCUGGCUUUUCAAAAACUGGAAGAUGGCAUUGCAUAUUAUUUGCCUGCUUUAUUUAUAAAGCCCCCAUCUGCCUCACCCUCUCUGCGAUGCUCUGGAAGGUGGCAUACGAGCAAUUAAAACAAAAUUGCACUGAUGAAUAAAGAACAAUUAAGCCAUCAGGCUGCGAAGCCAAAUGUCACCAUGAUGGCGGAAGUGCCUUUUGAGAUAUUUGGCUUUGGGAGGGGGGAUGGGGAGAGGAGGAGAUGGCAGAGGAGAGUGCAUUGCGUUGGGAGAGAUGAACUCCUGCUCUGAGCAGCCAGUGCAAGGAGUGACAGCAGGCUGCCCAAGCUUAUCCAGGGCUGGGCUCCUUGGAAGAAUAAGAUUGCCAAGAACAGAUCUCGAGAGGGCUCCUUUUAAGAGAGGCAGAGAAGGGGAAACACAAGUCUGCUGCCACUUUUUUAAAGCAGUGGAGCCUCCCAGGGGUGGGUGGGUGUUGGUCUGGCAACAUUAAGGAAGCAGACCCUUAUGUGAAAAUGCAGUGUCAAUAAAGCAUUCACAAACAGUAGGUUUUGAUUUGGCAACUCUGCUUGAUCCCUAGAUUGGAAUAUAAUGGGGCUUAAUCUCAAUAUCUGAAGCAGGCUGAAGGUUGCCAAGUGCAAAAAGAAGAAGCAGCUAGGGCUCCUCUAACCUGAAUAGGUGUCGUAGGACCAGAAUUUCAGCACGUGUGGCUUAUUGUGCAAAAAUGAGAGAGGCUGCACCUGCUAAAAUUUCUGCUUCUGCACAGCUCAUAAAGGCAGUGGAACCCUGUUGUCCUUGACAGUUGGUCACCCUGUUUGGAACAGCUGCUGGCCUCCUUCCUCCAGUGCUUUUCCUCGUCUCUGCUGGCUUCAUCAAACCCAGAACAUCUCUUAUGGUAGAUAAAAGGUGUGGAGUGCAUGCAUGAAGCCCUGAUUUAGCCAUUAUACCAGGAGGCAGUGAGAGAUUUUACUUUCUUGGGCUACAUGAUCACUGCAGAUGGUGACAGCAGUCAUGAAAUUAAAAGACGCCUGCUUCUUGGGAGAAAAGCAAUGACAAACCUAGACAGCAUCCUAAAAAGCAGAGACAUCACCUUGCCGACAAAGGUCCGUAUAGUUAAAGCUAUGGUUUUCCCCGUAGCGAUGUAUGGAAGCGAGAGCUGGACCAUAAAGAAGGCUGAUCGCCAAAGAAUUGAUGCUUUUGAAUCAGCCCUGAGCGCUCACUGGAAGGACAGAUCCUGAAGCUGAGACUCCAAUACUUUGGCCGCCUCAUGAUAAGAGAAGGCUCCCUGGAAAAGAUCCUGAUGUUGGGAAAGAUUGAGGGCACAAGGAGAAGGGAACGACAGAGGACGAGAUGGUUAGACAGUGUUCUCGAAGCUACCAACAUGAGUUUGACCAAGCUGCGGGAGGCAGUGGAAGACAGGAGUGCCUGGCGUGCUCUGGUCCAUGGGGUCACGAAGAGUCGGAGAUGACUAAACGACUAAACAACAACACAACAACCAGACAGGUGCUGUGACUAAUUGCUGCUAUCGUCUUUGGACCUAGCAAGGAGGAUCAAUGCAGAAGGCAUAAUCAAACAGCCCUGCAGUGCCUCUUUCUACGGGAAUCUAUUCCACUUCCACCACCCACAUUGUGAAACCAGCCACAGAGGAAGCUUGUGCAUGGACAAGCUUCCCAUAGGCUCCUUUCAGAGUGCCCUCACCAGCAUGUAACCAAACAAUGGUUUAGCAGGAAUGAGCACACCUGCCAGUCCACAGUGAGAAAGCUGCUUUUCUCUUCUCCCCCUGUGGCUGCUGCCAGGCUACUGGGCUACAAACCAUGAGUGGUGAGCCAAGAACAGUUCUUGGUUAUGGCUCACGGUUUGUUUGGAGUGAGACAAACCAUGAGCCCGAGUUCGGAUGUUAACACUUCACCAAAACAAUGUGGUGGCAGCAGGGGAGAGGAAGAGCAAAGCAGCCAUGAUGUUUUUUGCUGAGCACUGUGCACUUGUUCGUUCACACUAUGCCAUAGUGUUACAUGCAAACCAGGUCACUGAGAGACCAAAGCUUGUCCAAAGCUGUUUGUUCCAUUCCUUGAGCUCCUUUUGCAUUCUGGGAAGGGAUCUUGGUGAGUUAGUAGCAUCAAUAGAGGUGCAAGCAGGACUUGUUUCUCCCUUUUUGGACCGUACCUUACAGCAAGCUGGAUUUUGUAUUCCAGACUUUGCAGUCCUUCCUGAGCUGCAUGGCAGGAUUUGGGCCUUUGUUUGCUUUAUAUUUGGAAUUUGGGUUUUUUUUAAAUAAAAAAUAAAAAUGCAAGGGCCAUGAGUUUGUGUGCUUCCCCCACCCUUUUUGGGUAAUGAUUUUCUUUGUCUGUGACAGAAUGAUGGAUUAGAGCACAAACCAAAAAUAUAGUGGACAUUUAUAAGUGUUUUCACCAGCAGAUUAGAUUUUAUUUUCAGUUCCCUAGCAUGUUACUAUAGUAGAAGAUGCAUAAAGAUUAUGAGAAAGAAAAUGAGUGUUGUAGCAGUAAUACUAUGAAGGGUUUGUUGUUGCUGGUUUUUGAAUACAUUCAGAUUAUUUCUUUUAUUAAGAAACGGUUACCAUCCUAAGCCUCCUUCACUUUUCAGAUUGCGGGUGGGCUAUUACUGACAAAUAACUGUGACACAGACAGAAGCCUCCCUACUGUGUCUCUGAGUCAUAGACAGUUAUGACAAGAUACAGGUAGCCAACUUUAAGAAAGGAGAAGGAAGUACCCCUACCCUAGUUGCAGGAGUGCCAGCUUGGCCCCACAACUGUGAUUGCCCAGGGCCAUAGGUACAUGCAGCAUGCAUGGCCCUGGCACCAAAAUUUGUAGGUGCCCGGCCUCUUCAUGGGGAAUUUGGUGGGUGGUCAGUCACCCAGGGAGUUGGCACCUAUGCCUAGUGUUCCUCUUGCCUGUGAGGUAUAUCAUCUGAACAACCAAGGCUGAAGUGCUCUACUCCCACUGACCCGGGUGUUUAAAUGGGACUACAAAGGGGCUUCUUCCUUCAGAGUGCUAGGCAUGUACAGGAUCACGCUGUAAUUCUGGCAAUGGGUGGACAGUCUGAUUCUGCCUCUGACUGGGAUGCGGAUUCUGCCUCAGAAGCACUUGAUGCUGCCUGACUUCUCAGUGGAUCAAAUGCUUCUAGGCUGGCGGAGGAAAUACCUUGAUCCCCUUCAGGAUAAACACACGAGAUAAUUACUGUACUGAAUAUUAUGGGAGCCAGGGACCAAAACAUGUGAUAUACACAGACCCAGAAGUGCCUUGUUAAGAGUAGGUGGUUCCCACGUUUCAACUUCUUUCAGAAGACAGCUCUCUGAAAGCUACUUUCCCCCAUUACAAAGAGAUCAAAUGCCUCCCACUCUGUCAUCCUCAACUCUUAUUCCCCCAAGGCACCCUUGCUCUCAAUAUUAUCCCUGGGUAGAGCUUUUGAGUGGCACAAGGGAAUAAGCUAUUUCCCAAUGAAAUGACACUUCCACAUGGUUUAAUUUGCAGCCAAGCCUGUUGAUCUGCCCUGCUCAGUGUUUAUUAGCAUUUCAGAAAGCUGGCUGCGCUGCUACAAUCUACUAUUUUUAUUUUAUGUAUUUUUUUUGUUUCUUAGGAAACUCUGUUCCAGUUUUAUCAUCUGCAUCCUGCUAUGCACAAAAUCAGGUUGCCAACAAGAUUUCAAAAUCAGAAUUGUCCAGUUGGAAGGGACCCCAAGGGUCAUCUAGUCCAGCCCCCUUCAGUGCAGGAAUUUGAACUGGAUCAUACAUGACUGCUGGCCAUCCAACCUCUGUCUAAACACCUCCAAGGAAGGAGCGUGCCCCGCCUCCCAAGGGAGUCUGCUCCACUGUUGAGCAGCUGUUACUGUCUGCAAGUUCCACUGUGGCAGCACAACCACCAAAUUUGGGUCGGAAGUGCCAUGCUUUCAUAAGUUUAGAGAACCUGCUCUUUCCAUUUGCAGUUGAUGGGGCUGUGAGUGGUACCGAUUUGUGGCCUUUGGGUGACAUCACAAGACUACCCUUCCAGGUUUUCAACUUUUAAAAGCUAUUAGUUGAGUCCUUAAAACAAAACUACAGUGAGGAACAAGACUUUAAGUUGAAUUAACAUUCAUGUUGAUCUUUAAAAAAAAAAAAAUCCACACUGCUUGCCCAUUGCAUAAUAACACAGAGGGGGAGGGCAAGACAGAUGACUGAAUUAGCAUUCAGUGCACUGGCCAGUACAUCUGUUAAAUGCCUUGUGAGGUGUGCAUACGUGAGGGGGUGUCAUUCAGGUUUGAUUUCCUUAGACAAAAUAUGCAACAACUCCUGUUCAUACCCUAAAUGGUGCAUAUUGGGUUCCUUGAUUUGGAUGAAUGAAUUCAGCCCAUAUGCUUGCUUUAUUUACCACAGUAUCUGAAUAUUUAUAGUACUGCGAGAAUGGCAUAAAGUGACAAAAGUGAAAAGUGAAACAAGGUAGCAGGAGUGCACAUGUCGGUAAGAUGACGGGAGCCUGUGAGUGAUGGGCAGGCACAGAAAUGCCUCUUUAGAAGGCGUCUGCCAAAAGUGCCGUCUUUCCUCCAGCCACAUAAAGGAGAGGGUAAUUUUAAACUCUGUCCUGUGCACGGAAGAAAUGUAAGGAUUCAAGACAUUGUCUUGAAUAUACUUCCAGAGCUGUUUUACUUAUUUCAUAACAUUUAUAUACCAUGUGAUUGUAAAGGAAAACCUCAAAGCAGUUUACAAAAAGAGGGUAGGUUUGUGUCCAUUCAUUCUGCUGACAGAUCAGCUCCAUUGGCUCCUGCCUCCUUCAACUGUCAUCUAUUAGCACCCAAAACAACAAGCUGCAGAGCAAAGGCAGGGAAGAGAAGCAGGGCUGAAGACUGACUCCUUUUGUUUUUCCUCUCCCUGAACUCUCCAUUCCAGCUGAUUAUUGAUAGUUUCAAGAACAGGUUUCUGAGUUUGCUUGUUUUCCUCUUCCCUCCUCUUCCCUUUUCCCUUCAUUGCUGUGUUUUUAGGUUGGAAAUCUGUGGGCAGCAGCUGCCUUAUUUAUUUUUCUGUUUUGUUUUUAUUGAUCUUAUGUCAACCACUCUGGGAGACUUUUCAGCUGAAGAACAGGGUAAAAAUGCUUUAAAUAAAUACAUAAUAAAUUUCAGCCUCUGAGAUCUCUUCCCUCUGCAUUUCUAUUUCUGUCACUUUUAUUAUUCACUUCCCCCUUGUCACCUAACCAAGGGAGCACUCCUGUAGCAUCCGCAGAGGAAGAAAAUGUUAUAGAUGUACUCUGCGAAGAACGAAGCAGCCUUAACCUUCUCCUCUGAUUUAUCAUGCAAACAUCCUUGCACAUUUAAAUCUUUGGGCUGCCACUUCUGUUUGGAGCUCCUCCAUGCUUACACAAGCUCUGACACACUGUUGUGUUUGACAGAGGAAGGAAGUGGGAAGCAAGAGGGACAGGAAAACGAGGAGUGUUUAUGCCUGGCAUAAACAAACAAGCAAGUCUAACCCGCCUGCCCCCCCCCCCCACCCCACCAACAAUAAUUUAAUGUAGUUCAUUUCAGGAGGACUUAUCCUGAGGAAAUAUGUUUAUGAUUGCAGCAUGGCAAAGCACAGAAAGCACGUUUGGGCAGGAUUAGAGUGCAGUGCUGACGUAUUUUACACACCGUAGUAACACGUUCCUGCACUUCCAGAAAUAAAAUCCAUCUUAUGCUAGAUAAGUGGGUGCAUGUGUGCAUGCAUGUGUGUGCAAGAUUCUGGAUGUCGUCAUGCAAUCUGUAGUAAAGAUAAUGUCCCAAAUUCCCCUCCACUGCCCAGAGCUGCCCAGCACCCUUCCUUCCUUCCUUCCUUCCUUCCUUCCUUCCUUCCUUCCUUCCUUCCUUCCUUUUUAGCUGACGGUAUCCCCGCGCUGUCUAUUGGUAUUUUGACUCGUGGGAGAAUCAGUUCCUCUCAGCAUCACAUUUCCCUGUGCCCUUUUGCAGGCAGAGCCCACAACGUGUCACACGUGGCCGCGAGCUUUCCUUGCCAGGCCCUGCAAUCUGCUCCAGCUGUGCCCUCAUUUAUCCCAUGACGACACUGUGACAGCAAGUCCUGCCCUUGUGACCACCAGGAUUGAUUAUUGUAAUACCCUCUGAGCCGGCUGUCCAGACCAGCAGCCCCUCUUGCUCUCUCUGCCAAAGCUGCUUGUUCAGAAGACAACGGCAUCAUGGGCAGCCCUGAUCCUGUUAUCUCACCUCCCCACAUGCCCCUCCUUCCCCAGGAGCGAUUGGCAACGCUGCUGAGAGCGCGGCAUGUGGCAAACUGGACGUUGCCCUGUCGCACCAUUAAGCCCUUUGUGGUGUUGGCUCUGGGAUUUUAAAGGUCUUCUGUCCUGUUUUACUACAGCAUGCCCCGGGCUCCAUGACUCAGGUGUGCACCUGUGCAUUAUGUGUGUGUUUUCUUUUAAGGUGGGGGGAACAUAAAAGUGGUUUGGCUUCCUGCAGCUAUGGAUGCUAGUACUGAUUAAAGAAGAUGUCACAGGCUAGGCUAUAGAAAAGGUAGAGUGGUACCAUGGUAGAGUAUCUGCUUUCCAGGCAGAUGUUCCCAGGGUCAGUCCCUAGCAUCUCCAGUGACAGGAACAAGCCAGCAGGAAAUCAACCAAGCAAGUUGGAGUUAACUAUUUAUUACCAAAACCAGGAUCUGCACAGGAGUGCCAGGCCUAAUUUGCAUAGCAACACAUCUCUGGCAGGUCUUGCCCCCAUGAAGCAGUUGCUGAGACUGUAGGUCCCUGGCUCCCCACAGCUGCCUAAGUCCCCUCCUCUCCAGGGUUUUUCCCAAGCAAUCUGUGCCUGCGUGAAGCUGACUUCUCCUCUGCCUCUUUAUGCCUCUUCUAGGCCUGGGAGUCCAGAGAGGAGGAGAGCUUGUCGCAGUGGGAGAGGGAGACACUUGUGCCUCUUCAACAGCCGGACUCAUCUCUGCCUCUUGGCCUCCCUCCUUUCCUGCUUCAGCUUCUGCCUCUGAUUUCUGGACUUCUCUCUGUCACAGACUCUUCCAGCUCACUAAGCCCUGUUACCUCUUCAGCUUUUGACACUUCCUCCGUUUUCUCCUUCUGGCCACUCAUCGUUGCCCCACUACCACUCCCCUGGCUCUUAGCCUUCUUCCCCUGGAGGUUCCCUAGCUGGUUCCUCCCACCAUUCCUCUGUACCCAAGCAGUCUGUGACGUCCAGGUUUGCUGUUUUAAAUUCUGUCUAGGAAAUACCAGAAAUAUUACAUUUUAUUCUCUCAUCUUAACAAAAACUUGUCUUUGACUACUCAGAAGGUAAGCAAACUAAUUUAGGGAAAUGGUGUGUGUGUGUGUGUGUGUGUGUGUGUGUGUGUGUGUGUCUCUCUCUCUCUCUCUCUCUCUCUCUCACACACACACACACACACACACACACACACGUUCAUACCAAAGAGAUGUGGCUGGAGGACUGCUUAACAGAAAAGGAAAAUACGAAUGUACAGCCAUGUUAGCCAACAUGUAACUUGUAGCUUUGUGUAUUUGUAGCAUUUGAAUUUGGCAACCAAAUUCAAGGGUGCAUGCAGUCCUGGGCAACUUGCCCUACCCUGCUAGGACCCAAAGAGCCAGGAACCUGAAGGAGACUGAAGACCUGUUCCUCGUGAGAAGCACGAGGAAUGCCAAUGCCAAUCAGCAAACUUUUGCAAUGGGGGGGGGGGGGUCAAAAGCAGCUUGUGACCUGGUCAUGGGGGUUAGCUACCCAAAGAAACAAAAGCCCCAGGCUAGGGCAAUCCUUUUAUUUGAGCCUUAAAAGUUAUUUAGACCCCGGGUGCUCAUGGUUUGAACAAAGGAUCUUCUUGAACAAGGUAUAAAAUGCUUGCAAACAUUUCCAGUGCAAUUUUGGGGAGGGGGGCAGUGUAAGAAAACCCUCUAAAUGUUUGUUUUUUAAACUGUUUCCCAUUUGUAUUCCAGGGAAGCAAUGAGCUAUAAUCUGACUUGGUUGGCACUGCUAAUGCACCAGAGUAUUUUGCUGUAUUAAAUUCUGUCUAGGGUGUCUGAAAUACUACAUUUUAUCCUCUCACCUUUUCUUGUCUCUAGCCUAGCAAGUUCUGAAGCGGUACGCUUGGGUCUGAGCUGUACCAUUUUAGGUGGGGUUCAUUCUGUUCUGUUAACAACAACAACAACAACAACAACAACAACAACAACAACAACAACAACAUCCUCCAUAUAGAAAACUUGAUACCAGUGAGAAGAGUUCUUGUCUAGCUUGUUUCCCUGACAUGCUACUUUUCCAUGUGCAGGAAUUUUUUGUCCAGAGCAGCAUUCACUAAGGGUAGUCCCUGCUUGUAGCCUGAAGUGGCAUAGACCAAGCACAGAUUUACUGCUCCAGUGUAAACUCCUCUGCUGCCUUCCCACUUUUAGCCCCCAAGAUAUUUCCCCUUUAUUCCAUUAUUUGGCUUCUGUGUUUUAUGGCUGCAGCUGGGCAGCUUUUGAGCAAUUAUUCCAGAGGCUGGUUUAAUUGGGUGCUAUUUGUAUUUGUGUUUUCUUCUCAGGUUUGGACGUCUUGGUGCCUGCAAUGGAUGCUGACGCAGAUGGAAUUAAUGUUUCAGUGGAAGUGGAGCCAGGACGGACGUGGAACCUAAGCAUCCCUAGGUGAGGCAGAAGAAUGACAUAUUGAAGUCUAUUUGCAGCACACUGUAGCUAUUACUAUUAUUAUUAAGAGUGUGCUUGAUUUUGGUGGGGAUAAUUCCAUCAACCCUGGAAGCCUGGUAUUCCCUUGACAGUAUUUCAGUGUCUGUUUCUGUAAGUUAAUUGUCCAGGCUAAUUUCAUUUUACUGUAAUUCAUGGACUGUGGCACUGGUUGGGAUAACAACAAGCACUGCCCGGGCUCUCUCAAGCGCAGCAGAGGAAUUGGCUGGAUGGUCAGAAGUGCUUAGUGAGCCUCCCCACCCCCAGCUGAGGAAGUUUGCAACUUGGGGGGAAAAGGAGGUGGUCAGAUCUGAGCUCAUGGCCACUUCAGGUUUUGUAGCACUGCAUAUUUACAGGCAACUUUCAAAUCUUUAACUUUUAAAUAUGGGGUGCCUUGGUGCAUGAAACAGCAGGGAAGCUCUAGAUGUUUUGCCACCAUGUGUGGGUGGGUGCCAGUGUCAGAUUCCCAUCUGGAUAUUCCUUAAGUAUAGCUCCUUCCCUAGUGUUAGGGAUUAGCCAUUAUAUUGUGCAAGUUAGGAAGCAUCAUGCCAGAAGCAGCUCUAAAUUGUUUUCAGCUGUGCACUUGUUUCAGUCGAUACAAAAAGACCAGGAAUAAUAGUAGUCGUAGAAAUAAAUAACUAAACAAACAAACAAAUAGUGUGACAUGGAUGCAAAGGUUCUGCCCGUCCUCUUGCACACAGAAAAUUCUCACUUGAAUGAUUUAAAGCAGGGACGGCCAACUUCCCAGAGACUGCGAUCUACCCACACAAUUAAAAACUGGCAGUGUUCUACCCCUUUUGGGGGGGGGGUUUCAGGUCAAAGUUGUUAAGCUUUUUUAGGGAUGAACGUCCCGUUUUGAAGGGGUUCAGGACCUGUUGGACAUCCCCGAUUUAAAGUAUCACCUAGUGGCUCAGAAGCAAAUUGCUGCUGCGUUCUAAAAAGUACCUGACAGAGGCAGCAGAUCUGCCUCCUACCCCUGUUGGCCUCCUCCUCUGCUGUCAUCUGUCAUACCCACUCUUCUGUGCAGGGUGCCAUUUUGAAAAUCUUUGUGGAAUAAGAACUUACUGACUUUGGCUAUGGUGGGGGGGGCACACCUAAAUUGCGGGUCUCGAGAGAUGUGGAGGACCCAGAAUACUUCUAUAUCAUCUGGUAGGAUUUUAUUUCUUAUGUUUCAAACUUAGAUGCCCAGUGUUUACCCACUGUCCAUGCCAGCUUAGAAAAUAUGGAUGUCUUGCUUUAUAUGGGUGUCUUGCUUUUUCCGUAUGGGGUGCGACAUAAUAACACUUUGGAGAUCCUGAGCCUCAAGGAGGUUCAAUUGGUCUCAACUAGGGCCAGGGCCUUUUCAGUACUGGCCCUGAAUUGAUGGAACGCUCUGUCGCAAGAGACCAGGGCCCUGCGGGAUUUGACAUCUUUCCACAGGGCCUGCAAGAUGGAGCUGUGCCGCCUGGCCUUUGGCUUGGACUCACUCGGACCCCUUAUGUGGGAUUUGGUAUAUAAAUUUUCCCUUGGCUUUUUUGCUGGCUCGUGUAGGACCAGCAUGGACAGCUGGCUCGGGUGAAUAUCUGAUGUUUCCUCCCUUUAUGGUCUUGAUUGAUGAGCUACUACUAAAAUGAGGCUGCAUUUUAAGCUGCAUUUUAAUUGUUUUUUCUUCUUUUUUUAUUGCGUUUUAUUGUAAUUUAUAUUCGGUGUUAGCCGCCCUGAGCCUGGCCUUGGCCUGGGAGGGCUGGGUAUAAAUGAAAUAUUAUUGUUAUUAUUAUCUAAUAAUAAUAAUAAUAAUAUGCCUUGCUAUGGCACCUAGGUAUUGUGAGUUAUGGUCAUUGUGCUUCAUUAGGGAGGGGGAGUUCUCCCCCCAAACCAAACCUGAAAUGACUCUCCUCCAGCAGAAAGAAAAGCAGUUCAGCUCUUCAGCCUUAAUGAACUUCAUUGCACCCUCCAUGGCACUUUGUCCCAGGUAUUUAGCAGGCGUUGUGCACUCCAGUUUGGAAAGGAGGCAACUCUGAGAGUGAAGUCAAAUGAAGGCAGUGCAUUAGUCACACCAACCCCUAGCUAUCUUGUGGUGUUAAGUGAAAAAUUAGCAGUUAGGUGAUGGCUCCUCAGGAGGCCUUUGAUCCUACUGUGACUGUAAUGAGACAAAGUGAAUGAAUCUCAAAAAAAAGAGCCUUGUAGAAAUGAACAGGCAAAAUAUCAAAGGUCUUUUCUCUCUCUCUCUCCUUAAAACAGACUGAAGCUAAAUUAAAUGCAUUUCCUCCGGUUUCUGUUAAAACAGCUCAACUUUCAUGCUGUCAAGUUUGCUGAGGGCGGGGAAGGCUAGGCAGGGGCAUUGCUGAGCUGUGAUAUUUUCCAAAUAUUAGGCUAGUAGCCCAUUUUCAAAAGAAAUUGAACUUUUUUUUAAAAAAAAAAGUAUAUAUAUUUCAUUAUCUACAGAAGUGAUUAUCAUCUCAUGUAGCCUCAAGGUGAAUAUUGUAAGACUCAUAGGAAGCUGGUGGGGUUGCUCUGCUUAUGAAUAUAUAAUUGACAAGCUCUGGUCGAGACCUGACUUGCCCAUUGCUAGUGCAUGUUUGCGCUGCUUCUCCUGUUCUCCUGACAGUAUAUCAAUAUAUUGUCCAAAACCAGUUUCAAGUCCAUAUCAUGAUUUCAGUUUCAUAUUUUUUGACCUGGCAAGAUAUUGCAAAUCAUGAUGUGUGUGUGGGCACGUGUGCUGUGCAAAAAUCACAUUGGGGGGGGGGGGGAACUGUGAAACUGGGUAAUGCCUCUACAUUGCUUCAUCCUUAUAUCAAACAUUGUGAUAUAUCACCAGCUAAACACUGUAUUAUACUGAUAAUCAUGGAGUUGAUAACCAGCACCAUCCUUAUUUCAGACAUUGUGAUAUAUCAAUAUAUCACGAUGUUUAUUUGGUGAUAUAUUGCAGUGUUGAAAGCCAGAUGUUGCUCAGCCCUACUAUCUCCAAGAUCUGCAUGUCAUAUUUUCCUAUGGAAAAUGGCCAAUUUAUGAGAUCUAUCCAUGACAGUAGAAUCCCAGGGGGUUGCAAACAAACUAUCUCUAAAUGAGAAGCAGGAUGCUACAGGCAUCGUUUCUGAUGGUCCCCACUUGAUCAAAGGAACUGCUCAGAAGGGAACAUGCUGCCUUUUCCUUGACUAUGAUGCUUUUAAUAGUUGGCUUUAUGGUUUGCAAAGCUUGCUACAAGCAGAAAUCAAAACAAUGCUAUAAACCAGUCCCUGUGCACCUAUCAUUUGGGGUUGGGGAGGCACACGAAAGCCUGAAUUACACAACUGGCAGUGUAGGCUGACUAGAUGGCUGUCUGAGCCUCGUUGUUAUCAGUUGCCUGAAAAAGGACCAGAGUAAACUUGGAUUCAGUAAUCAGCACUUCAGGUACUUGAAGCUUUAUAGUUGGCUAGGAUAGGGACUACAAGGCAUAUCUUUGAGCCGGCUCAAUGUAAGGUUAUAUUUUGAUCCUCAGCUCUUGAGUGCACCCGCAGGACCUUGCCUGGGAAGGGAACUCACUACAAUUCAAGACAACAUGGAGCAGACAUAGGCAAUAGGUUUACAAAUUGCCCGAAUUACAUACGGAAUGUAUAACUUGAGAGCACUUCCAACAGGCAUGAAAGGCUACCCAGGGCAGGCUGGCCAGUCUUCAUUUAAUGGAUCUGGGAGACCAGGUUAUUGUGCAGAACUGAAAACCUAACUAUUGAUAACCCCACCCAACAAAUUUAAAUUCACUCACAGUCCUGCAUACUUUCACGGAUGCUAGUCCCAAUUAAGUUGCGUCACUCAUUUUCAAGGAUUAUUAGCAUGAGGUUCAGAAUUUUUGAACAGGAAAAGCAGUAGCUAAGGGCAGAGCAUCUGCUUGGCAUGCAGAAGGAGCCACGUUAAGUCCCCAAGUAGGGAGAAGGACACUUCUUGUCUGAAACCCUAGACAGUUGCUGCCAAGCAGUGCAGACCAGUGGUUCCCAAUUAGCUAAUGACUGAGGACCCCCUACUUUUGAAAAUUUAAUAAUUAUAUUGUAGUUGCCUCUGCAAAGCAAUUUUUUGAACAAAAUUUGGGGUAGCCCCUAAUAAGCAAAGGAUUUUAGGUAUACUAAAAAAACCCAGACCAUAAAAUUUGUGAUAUUACCAUGCAAAAAUGACAAAAAAUAGUUGGGGGGAGGCAAGGGACGGGGCCGCAGACCCCCAGGGGGAACCACUGGUGUAGACAAUAAGGAACUGACUCUGUAUAAGGAAGCUUCCUGUGUUCUAUGAGUGACCUUGGGGUCCCUUUCUCUAAUUGUAAGUUGGACCAAAAAGAUUUCAAAAACUCUGUGAAGAUGGAUAAGAGCUCUAAGUAAUUCUGUCUAGUCUCAUUCUAAUCACAAGAUUUGCCAAGUCCCAGUUGUAAUGUCUGUUUAAAGUGGUAUGCUACUGCUUUUAAUUCAUAGUGCAGAUGAGGCCUUGGUGCAGUGAUGGUAGUCUAUUGCUAAAGGUGUGUUUUAGGACCUAGGUUAAAAACAGUGGCAGGUUAGUCCCAGUCUAAUGUGAAUUAAGCAGCGAUGGCAAGGAGAGGAGAGUUUGGUGCAUGCCCCCACACUCAUCUACUGUUGCCGCCUUAUCUAGCCAAGGAUCCUAGCCAAGGAUCCUCUGCCUUGAACUAAAGGUGGCAAAUGCAACCCCGCCCCACCUCACACACCCUUCUUCUCCUGGUGGGGCUUGGGGGGGGGGGAGAGAGAGCUAUGAAGGCAACAUCUAGGGAUGUCUCAUGUCCUGGUGCAUUUGACUCAAGGGAGGUUGAAGGCGGCAGCCUUUGUCAAUGUGGCCAAAAAGAAAGAAUGAGAAAGGAAGGGUGUGUGAAUACAUUUUAAGAAGUGUGUAUUUAAUAACCUCCAUUUGGCAUUUUGGGCUCUUUACGAAGAUCCAGAAAGUAAUGUAAAACACUAAAAAUAUCAUACUAUGCCCCCUGUUCAGUCCUCUAUACAGUCUCCAUUUAUAUCAGUGCAUUAUGGGAAAGCAAGAUAGUCCUAAUCAUUUUGUUUAUUUGUUUAAUAGGAGGCUGUUGGGCAUUUCCCACUGUGUCACGGACAGCCAUGCUCUGAACGAUAAACUGGCACUGAAAUGUAGAUGGUUGACACUGCAACUGAUGCUUCAUAAGCUAUCCACAGAGGCAGCAUGACUGUGAAUCACCACCAUGAGAGAGUCGUCUUGUACGCGAGUGAGGGCAUCUCAGUGCCCAGCAAUGGAAGACUUUGGAAUCAGUCAAUAAAGUGCCUUCAGCUGCUCCCGCUUUGCGUUUUGGUCCAUUAGAGGAUGGAGAAAGGUCACUUGCUCUUACGUUGAUCCGGGGUGGUAGUAGUGAAGAGACAAAGAACUUUCUGCUGAUACCAGCUUAACAGGGAGACGCAGAACGCUGGCUUGGAAGGCCUUGUCUCUUGCCCUCCUGGAUGAGCUUCUUCUCUGCAGUCUCCAAUCGAGCAUCAAGAGCCCCAGCAUCUUCCCUCUAUCAGACUUCAGACUCUAGGCUAGAGAUUCGCCUCCACGAUCUUCCUGCGUAAGGGCUGUGCAUCCUCUGGGUGCUCAGGAAGUCUCUCCGCUCGGUAUUGACCAUCUGAAGAAACGUUGGGUCCACCCUGCUGCGGUCCCUGUAGUCUCUGUAGGUGCUACCAAAGUACAUGGUCCUCUGGCCAUCCUGGUGGACCAGGAAGUCCCUGCUGCAAGGCGACCAGGGAGCUCGGCUGAAGCUGUGCUGGGUGGCACUGGACUGUUCGCACAGCUGCGGGGAGCCUGGGUAAAGGCGCCCCCAGUAGAUAGGCAGGUUUGUGUACGAGUUCAUGUAGGCAUACUGCUUGUGCACCACCGUGGAAGAAGCCUUGUGCACGCCUGAGCUGUUGUGUAGGCAGGCCUCCCGGUACGAGGGGAGCCUCGUGGACUGCGAAUGCAGCAGCCGCUGGUCCUUCCAAGGUAAGCCGUUGGCCUCCACACAUUUCCUAUUGCAUGUAUAACUCGGCCUAAGGGCACCGGGAGGGUAGGAAUGCGUUCCAGGCACUGACAUUGUUUUUGGAGCCCGGCCAGCUUUGGGGAAGAGGUCUGGCACAUCCCCAUAGGCUGAGGACUUCCCAUGAUGUUUCCACAGGCCUAGAGACUGGGGUCUCUCCUGCUCCCAGCCGGACCUCGAGAGAUUAGCUCUGUGGCUCGGCUUCUCUCUCCUUAGCUCUAUUGAGUCAGAUUCUUUGUACAGAAAGGGUCUGCAAGUCCUGUUAGCUUUGGGGAAGGAAUUGUGGACACAGGCAUGAGGCGGAAAGUGGCUCUCCAACUCCUUUCGCUUCUCGGAAGUGGAAGCCAGCCGCUCCACCUGGGCUGAGCUGUCGUCACCACCUUCUCCGUACACCAGGUGAACGUUCUGGUGGUGGAAUUUCUCCUUGGUGUGCCCUCUGGCCAAGGCCAGCUUAUGCUUAUGCUCAGGUAGAGGAAGCUCCCUAGCAGUUCCUACUGGGGAGUGGGGAGCAGCACUAAGGUGGUUUCCAAGUGGCACGUGGUUUCUGACAUGGGUCUGAGGUGUGGGUCUUACCAUGUAGUGGGGGGAGCUGUUCACAGUGGAACCGGGGAGCACCUUGUCCUCAGAAUAGCUGCCUCGGAACUUCAGCGGAUGAAGAAUCUGCGGCUGCUCUAGUGUCCCUCUCCAGUUUUCACUGGCUGGCACCAAAGACUGCUGGAGCGGAGAGAGGGAUUGUGGGAGAGACCUCCCAAGCCUCUCAGCUGCUGCUGCAUCAGAGGCAUGAGCUGGCCUGGUAGGCCCACUGGUGUUCUGCACAACAAGCUGAGGAGUCCUUAGGGAGAAGGUGGUUUGGAGGUUUUCGCUCCUGUUUGACCAGUUCUCAAUGGUGCGUGUGGCGUUCUCCAGGGAGUUCCCCACACUGGCUGUCGACACCAUGUUCUUGGCGGCCUGUAGCAUCUUCAACACGUUGGCUUGAGCAGAGUUAGCAGUGACGUCUGGUUUGUGGACGCGGGCAGGGCUCUCCAGAUUCUGGACUCCAUUGAAACAGCUGUAAAUGCCCUGGAAAGAAAGAGAAGAGGGAAGGCAGUGGCUAAGUAGGCAUGUAUUGGAAAGGGGAUGAGCUGGAGGGUGGAGAGGGCAGGUUGGCUUAAUGUUCAAGCUCAUGCAGGACAGACAUUACAAAUACUGAAUGACCACAUUUUUCUGAGUGAACUGGGAAAAUGUUUGAGCAACAAGAUACUUGGGUAAGCUAGCUAUAUUGACAGUCCUACUUACCCUGUUGCAAACCAAGUGCUUCAGUCAUUCAAAGGAAAUACAGUGGUACCUCAGGUUAAGAACAUAAUUUGUUCCGGAGGCCCAUUCUUAACUUGAAACUGUUCUUAACCUGAAGCACCACUUUAGCUAAUGGGGCCUCCUGCUGCUGCCAUGCCACCGGAGCACGAUUUCUGUUCUCAUCCUGAAGCAAAGUUCUUAACCCGAGGUAGUUUCAGAACUUGGGUGAAAGAUCAGGAUUCCAUUAUAAGCUUGGCUGGAUCACCAAACAGGGUUGAUAAGAAACACGUUUCCUCCUUUUCUGCUGACCAAGUCAGGUUGUCCAGGAGGUUGUUCAUGUCUGACCCCCCAGGCACUCUAGCAUUCACAGAUCCAACUCCCUCUCGCUACUUCUGGCAUUCCAGUCUCCAAUUGCCAUGUACUGUUUUCUAUGAAAUAGUGCAGGUUUCCUGUUUCGUUUCUUGGAGGUGAAGUAAUUCUGUUAAAAUGUAUCAAGCUUACACAUUUGAGAAUCACUGUACUAGAUUAAUUUUAUUUCAUAUGUUUAUCUCCUGCUUUCCAUCCCUCAGGUUUAAAGAGCCUACACUUUCUGAAUCCUCGUUAUCUGAACUUCAGCCCGGUACACCUGGAGGAGUGUCUCCACCCCCAUCAUCCAGCCUGGACACUGAGGUCCAGCUCUGAGGGCCUUCUGGUGUUUCCCUCAUUGCGAGAGGUGAGGUUAUAGGGAACCGGGCAGAAGGUCUUUUCAGUAGUGGCGCCUACCCUGUGGGAUACCCCUCCCAGCAGAUGUUGUAUUGUGUUUUUAUUGUUUUUUGUCGGGAGCCAGUCAGAUGGGUGGCAUAUAAAUAAUGAAUUUGAGUAAUAAUAAUAAUUUAUUAUGUCCCAUUACUCUUAAGGGCCCUCAAGGUGAUGGCAUUCGACAAGAUUAAAUACCGUAUAUACUUGGGUAUAAGCCAACCCGAAUAUAAGCCGAGGCACCUAAUUUUAGCAGAAAAAAAUGGGAAAACUUAUUGACUCAAGUAUAAGCUGGUUCACCACACCACAAACCUGGUGGUGGCGGCAGAGGAAGGAGCAGCCCAAAAGACUGCUUUCGGGCCGCUCAUCCCUCUGCCGCUCGCAGGAGCAGGCGUAGGAGCCACGGUUGGGAGAGGCGCAGCACAGGGCAGCACGUCUCCCAACCGCGGCUCCUGUGCCUGCCCUUGCGAGAGACGGGCAGCAGCGGCGGUGGGACCAGCGGUGAGAAAGGGCUCCUUUCUCACUCGAGUAUAAGCCGAGGGGGGCUCUUUCAGCAUAAAAAAUGUGCUGAAAAAGUCAGCUUAUACUCAAGUAUAUACAGUAACUAACAUUUUAAAGUUAAGAACAGAUUGAGGACAGAGGUGACAAUAAAAGGCCCUGUAAUGAGAAAGAGGCCUAUUCUGAUACUAGAUAUCAAUCCAGAUUAUGUAGAAACAAAUCUCUCUCUUGCUUCUGUUCAACAUUAAAUAGUUUCAAACACCUAUUACUUUGAUCAGGUGAGGCACUGGCAGGAAACAGUUAAGGCAUUUUAUGUUGGAGCAGACAGUGCAGCCUCGAAAUGUAAAUGCAGUAGAACCAGGAACAGGCAAAUCAAUUUCCUGGUCUUUUCUCCAGUAAAUUUCUAAUUGGGAAAAGAUUGGUUUUUGAUUGGUUUAAUUUCAAAUACAUUUCACACAAAUUAAGCAGCAGUGAUGCAGUCCUCUACAAAUUGCUUCACGAACCUGUCACAGAAAGCCUUGCUCUGUCUUACCAGUACUAGGGAAGUGGGUCAUGACUGGGCUACAAAUACUGAUAAGGCGGCUCCUUCAGUGUACAUGAGGAGCAGCACACUUGUUGCUUUAUCCGCAGGCAGGUUGACUACGGAAGGCUUUCUUGAGCCUGCCCUGUCCACAUGUUGCAUUUUUGACCUGAAAGAAUUGUGGCUGCCUAAGAGCUGCUCAGAAGGAGCAGGGUCAGGCAGCUGUGGGCAGCGUUGUUCAUUAUCCAAAGAUGAGUUCCUAGCAGAAGGUUGUGGCUGGUUGGAGCACUCUUUGUUAACAAGGCCCAAAAGAAAAACGGCGCAGGGCAGAGGUGGCUUCUGUUUUUACACUCUGCCUCCUUUGUUAGCUGUAGCCACCAUGGGUAUCAUUACUGCUAAAACUGGUUGAUAUCAUUCCUCCAGAACCAUGUAUGGAAAAACUAAUUUCCAUAAAAUACAUUUUCAAAUUUAAAAUUUCAGGUUCGCAUGAGGAGGACUGGAAGCUGUCCAUGGAACCUGUAUGUGUGGAGAAUAUAUUCAGCUUAUCUUUUGGUUGCUAUUUUGUUAAUGUUGUUAACAUUGUUUUAUGGAUUAUAAAUGCUGUAUUGGUUUGUUAAUCAUAUAAUGUGACUGGC